UGUAAGAGUUUGGUUCCGAAUUGGUUUUCAACUAACAGUUAACACUUUCCCCACAUCUCCUCAUUCUUUUUACUAACCACUCCCAUGAGCUAGUAUUACUAACUGUUACAUAAACAAGCAGAGCACAUACACAUCAACUCCAGAGAAGUCUGGAAUCCCUACUUGAUUGCCUGCCAUCAUUUGUACGAAGAGGUUGCAACCAACUGGAAAGCAAAUCUUCACCAAAAGAAUCUGCGUUGAAGACAAUGCCACAUACCUCUGCAUUUCUUCGCUGUGUAUUGCUGUAUCUCACAGCUGGCUUGCUCCUUUGUGAAUCCAGUGUCACAGAAGCAGAAGGAAAUGACGAGAGUAUUCUUCAAGACAUGCAGAAAAAAAUUAAUGACCUGUGGCAGGGUUUGCUCUACCCACAGCAUUAUGAGGAGUUCCUUGCAGCCAACCAUACUGCAUAUGCCAACUGUAUACUACAAGCUAGUACCAAACUAGAUGCAAGCCAGCCACAGGUAACAGGGGAAGUUCUCUUCAGGCAGACCUACCCAUACGGAAAACUGGAGGCUAUUUUCUAUGUAGAUGGGUUUUCCACAGAAGCCAACUCAACAGGCAGAGCUAUUCAUGUGCACCAGUAUGGAGACCUCAGUGACAGUUGUGACUCUGCAGGAGGACACUACAAUCCUUUAAAAGUGAACCACCCUUACCAUCCUGGAGAUUUUGGCAACUUCAACUCUAAAGAAGGCAAAAUUAGAAAACAUAAAUGCAGCCUCAUGGCCACUCUCUUUGGCCCACACACCAUAAUGGGACGAUCUAUUGUGAUCCAUGAGCAGGAAGAUGACCUGGGGAAAGGAAACAACAAGGCCAGUCUAGAGAAUGGGAAUGCUGGAAAACGUCUGGCUUGCUGUGUCAUUGGAACAUGCAACAAAAACCUGUGGGAGAAGAAGUUUCCAGAGUUUAUGCAGAAGAGGAAGAAACGGCUCACGAAACAAGCCCAGAACAGACAAGCCUAGGUGAAGAUCAGAGACAAUGACAACUCCCAAUGGAUUUUGAAUCUGCCAAGCUAGUAGUUAAAUAAUAGGAAAAGUUUCUGAUUCCCUUGAGAAAAUGUAAGAUAUGCCUAUUGUUCUAUUAUAGUCCUCCUUUCUGUAAGCAGAUUAAUAAUAAAAAAGUAGCAGCAUAUUUUUCCAAAGUUCAUAUUCAGGCUUUUAUUCAGCUCCCAAGUUUAGUCUUGACACGGUAAGAAGGGCUGUAUGCUUUGCUACUGAAAUCUUGAGCCAUUCUACUUAUUGUGUGCCGUAUCUCUCAGAAAAAUCUCAAGAACAAGAAAGCUGGAGGAACAAAAGGUAAAAAUAAAUGUCUUCAACUCA
Molecule: messenger RNA, 1355 nt
Organism: Varanus komodoensis (Komodo dragon)
Lineage: Eukaryota; Metazoa; Chordata; Lepidosauria; Squamata; Varanidae
Gene: SOD3
Product: superoxide dismutase 3
Exons: 2
Coding region: 246-998 (250 amino acids)
Biological process (GO): removal of superoxide radicals
Molecular function (GO): superoxide dismutase activity; copper ion binding
Source: RefSeq, a predicted model, not a curated record